AUGGACGCCUCCAAGUUCUCCAACUUCACCAUCGACUACAUCCUGGGCGAAAACACUCACACGCCUCACACGCAGCCAGUGGUGCAGAGUCCUGGAGCUGCGCAGGUCUUCAGAGGAGACUUCAGUGAAAUGAACCUGCUGCCAUCGAGCGGCUUCAACUCUCAGACCAGAGGGGGCGCUAUGAUGGGUCUUCAGCCUCCGUGCCCGGGAAUCUACGACCUAGCACCUUAUUACAACACCUUCAACUGCUGUGGACCGGUCACUUACUAUCAAGCUAACUUCAACAUGAACUGCUACGGCAGUGAGCGGUGGUUUCACCCCCAUCCAGAUUGCGACAGAGAGGAAGCCCACUGUUACCAGAGUGGUCAACAGAGGCAGAGGAACAGGAUAAGAACCGUGUUCACAGAGAACCAGACGAAGCAGCUCGACCAGCUCUUCUCCAUCACCGAGUACCCGAGUGUGGAGGCCCGGGCAGAGCUAGCCAGAAACACCGGCCUCAGCGAGGAGACAGUCCGGGUGUGGUUCAAAAACCGUCGUGCAAGGAGGAAAAGACAGAAGCCCUCAAGUGACCCUCCCCAAACGGACCUGGCGUGAGCUGCUGUUUUGUACACACA
Colossoma macropomum (tambaqui) is the source of this 614-nucleotide messenger RNA. RefSeq names its product dharma (gene dharma). Gene Ontology annotation, molecular function: DNA-binding transcription factor activity, RNA polymerase II-specific; RNA polymerase II cis-regulatory region sequence-specific DNA binding. The transcript has 3 exons. Gene Ontology annotation, cellular component: nucleus. Lineage: Eukaryota; Metazoa; Chordata; Actinopteri; Characiformes; Serrasalmidae. Gene Ontology annotation, biological process: regulation of transcription by RNA polymerase II. The record is from RefSeq and is a predicted model, not a curated record. The coding region runs from base 1 to 594 and encodes 197 amino acids.